AUGGGCGAUUCAAUGCUGAAGUUCAUUGAUACACGAAGGUUAAGAAAUGGCACUAACAAAAAACUUGCCGUGAAAACAUUCCCAGGCGCAAAGGUCGAUGAUAUGAUUCAUUAUGUCAAGCCUACCCUAAAGAAACCCCCAAAGGAAGUAAUCAUUCAUGUGGGAACUAAUGACAUAUCGACUAAAUCACCAACUGAAAUCAUUAAGUCCAUCUCGGCCCUUGGAGAAGCAAUUAUGACAGAAGAUCCUGCUAUUGAUCUAACAUUCUCUGAGGUGGUGUUAAGGAACGAUGAUAAAGGAUUUGUAAAACUAGUAAAUGAUAGGCUAGACAGUUUAUGCACUAAAUAA
Paramuricea clavata is the source of this 348-nucleotide messenger RNA. The record is from the annotation of a GenBank genome assembly. Lineage: Eukaryota; Metazoa; Cnidaria; Anthozoa; Malacalcyonacea; Plexauridae.